Messenger RNA from Ornithodoros turicata, 5328 nucleotides. RefSeq names its product ras guanine nucleotide exchange factor Y-like. Lineage: Eukaryota; Metazoa; Arthropoda; Arachnida; Ixodida; Argasidae. The transcript is spliced from 5 exons. Bases 572 to 3694 code for a protein of 1040 amino acids. The record is from RefSeq and is a predicted model, not a curated record.
GCCGACGCCCUGGCUCAUGUAGUCGAUCCAAAGUCAAUGAGGCAACCUUGGUUGAACAAACGUACUCCUUAUCCUAGCGGAAUUGUUGCGAGCUAAGCAGAGGGCGCUCUCCUGGAACGAUGCGACGCCGCCUAUCGUACUCAAAUAUCUCGUCAGCCAUGGAAAGUAGGCUUAUGGCUUUGGUGUGUUGUUGACAAUCCCAUUCUCAUCGGUGGGAAGUUUGUGAAGUUUCUGAUACAGCUUAUGCGGCAGUGUUAGAGACAAAUCAUCGUUUUUCGCGAGUGGCAAAAUGUGAUGUGUGGCCGCGCAGCAAAUGGAGUAUUGUCUUUUGUUUAGCGACAUCGGCGUUGCGCACAGAAAGAGCGGGAGGUUUUUUGGGCAAGGUACCUGGAUCUGGUGGUGAUGACUGUCCUAUAUGCUGAGUCUGCAUGAGGAGUUGUUACCAUGGCUUGGGCUAUUCCUAUAUCUGAGGUCACCUCAUAGAGGUUCUACUGUACUCUUCAAGGCCCCUACUCCCUGAGUGUUACAAGGAUAUCAUUACAGUUUAAAAGGAUCCUUGUGCAGGCCAGAGAUGAUAGUCCCAUUUCUGCUGAGUGACAUUGAGGAAGUAGUGGAACAGUCACAGGACACUGCAGCAAAUGCACACAACUCCGUGACCUCAGCACCAGAUAUGCCUGUACUUGCACACCUACUGGGACAAGGCCGCACAACACAGCUGGCAUCAAUUCAAGGCUGCCAACCCGCUGUGCAGAACAUUGUGUCAUCAUCCUUCCCUAAAGUAACACAGGCUGUGAAACUGAAUGCACUAGGCGGUGCUGGUGAAUACAAGUUUGUAGUGGUCCCCGAUGACCAAAACAUUAUCGCUUUGCAACCUCAAGGGCCACAGCAGUGGUAUGUUUCAACAGGGUCAAGCUCUUCAAAUCCAAGUACCGUCAAUUUCGUUACUGCUCCACAGGGCUUGUACCAGGUAGCCCCGCAAAAAGAAAAUACAAAACAGGUGAAGGUCCUCCAGGGCGUGGGCCCUCCCAGAAAAAACGUAGGGGGCGUUACUCUCCUCCAACCUAACUUGCAGAAUCAUGGCAGACUGCUGUCAAAGGGCGUCCCAGUCGUCAUAGUUAACAGAGAUGGAGAUUCACCUGCUGCAGUAGUACAACAGUCAGGAGCUAAUUACGAAGUAUCCCACCCCUUACCAUCACCUGCGGAAAGUAGUGGUCACGUCUCGCAUCAGAGUCGAGCGUUGCCUUCCCCGGCGGACUCUCUCGUGACGCAACAAAACGACGAUGCAUCGAUGCCAGUUAUUACUAGUGUGAUGAGCCUUUCUAACGUGGACUUCAACAGCAUCGACGAUAAUGCGCGGAUGGUUGUGAAAAACCGCCAUGUCGUCACGACCGUGGACAAUCUCAAACAGCCGGCAGCUUCAUUGCAAAAGACUGUGCUGUUGAGAAAAGCUCCACACACCAGUGCAACUGGAAGCAGUCAAAGUCUCUUGAUCUCGAAUUCGACAAGCCAAGCUGGAAAUACGGCCGAUCGGUUGAACAACGCUCCUGAAGCUGGAAGCUCUGCCAAGGCUGUUCCAAGAAUUAUAUCCAGACCAGGUGCAACCACUCAGCUUCAACCACCUACCAAACCUGUAAAAUAUAUCUUGAAAAAAAGUGUCGCAAACGUCCCAAGAAGGCCUCUGCUCGGUUCCGUCUCGGGGCCCAAGGCCAGUGAAAGGUCAGUAACUGUAAUAGGUAACAAAGUUGCUGUGACUAAUACCAGCAAGGCUACUGGUAGUCCUGUUACUACUGUGCUGGCACCUCAGCGUGACAAGAGCAACGGAGUGGGAGUCUUUGAACUUGAUGCAGUGAAAAAGGUUGGAAAUACAAUCAUGGGGUCAACCAUAACUUUUAAGCCUUCACUGGAGCAGAGCUCAGUGAAGGAGAGCGAGAAUGAGAAGUCUAUGAUACAAAAGCUGCAGCAGGCAAUCAGCUGUUUUGAAGAAUCUGCACUAAAGUCAAACAGUACCUUCAACACGGAAGAGAGGAACAUGCUGGAGACUGUGUUGAGCAAUUUGAAGGGGAAUGCGAGCCAAAUGAAGGCAAAGAAGGAACCAACAUUCGCAGCACCACAAAAAAUUCCGGAAGGUACGUUGUCCAAGAGUCAACCAGACGAAAAACUGAACGCCAGCCAAAGUGCCACGCCAGGCAAAAAACCCAUGCGAAGGAUUGUGAUAACAUCGGAUACUGUUCCAUCUGUUGCUGCACAUGUGGUUAAGGAAGGGAUCGAGGCAUUUUUGCUGAGGAACAACAUCUCAAACGACUUCACGGAAGAUGAAAUUUUGAACCUGCACUGGGACGGCAAAGAUAUCAGUACUCUUUACCGUAGAGAAGAGCAGCAGGCAGCGUUCCCAAAUGUUGUCACAGUAAAUGACAACACAAGUGCAAUGCAGCCAGCAACGGUUCGUUCUUCGCCAGAUCAGUCCAUGAAACUCGAGUUCAAGCCGCGCGUUAUUCGAGUUAUAAAAAAGAAUGGUGAAGUUGUGGAGCGAACACUAGGAGAUAAUUGCCCCUCCUUGCCUGUUCUGACUAACCAGCACAGUACAUCAUCACCUGUACAGUCUAGUUCAAAUUCACCUGCCACCCAAGCAGCACCAGUGUCUCAGGCUUUAAACAGCACACGACUUGUAAAGGUCCUGCCUCCUCCACCACAACCACCUCAACCAAGGGAGCCGGUAUCUCAGUCGAAACAGACAGCUGUUGCAAAGCAACCCUUGCAAACAUUGCUGAGUGACAUGAGAGAUAAGAGCAGCGAGGAUAAACAACUGCGCUAUGUAACAGCACUGUUUCCUGAUGGACAGUUGCGCAAAAUUGCCAUAUCUGGUAUCCAGGUGAGAAAGGAACCUGCGAAGAAAUCUGAUUCUGGGAACACAAGGCAAGAACCUAAAAUUAAGAGAGAUAGGACACUUGAUGAGCAAAAGACUGGAUCUGUAGAGAACUCUUCCUCGGAAUGUGACAUCUCAAACAUACUAGAGCCAGAAGUAGUGUUGGAAGAAUCGAACACUGCUCUGAAUUAUAGCGCCAGUGAAUUAUCUCCGUCGUCGUCGUCGUCUUCGUCUUCGGAAUCAGAUUCUUCUUUCAACUGCAACUCUGAAUCUGAAGAGAGUGAUGAGGAGGACCUUGUUCAAGAAUGGAGCCCAAGUCGCCGAGCUUCGGACAGACAGACAGCCCAGCCGCAGCAGUCUCCACAACAGAAGCGUAAGCGACGGCCACCAGACCCUUACCGGAAGCGCAGGAGAUACGCUGCACGCAGGAGAGGCAAGAAGGUUAAAGUAGAUGAGGGCACAGGCCCGGAGAUAGAGCCCAUUGCUGCGAGGCUUCGUUACGCGAAUGCCAGAGCAACGGUUGUGGUAAACUGUACUAACUGCAUAGCCAACCCGUGUAUUGUUGUGAUGGACCGUUUGGAUGACGAUGUUGUCAAAACCGGAAGGGUUAACCUGGAACUGUAUAAGGAACCGGAGUUGUUUGCACUGAGUGCGACACCGAAGGUUACGCUGAACAGCAGCAGGGUGGUGGAAGCUGUCAAGCUUCAGCAAGUGAACACAAAGGGCGAGGAACCUGCUGGAAAAGCUCCAGUUGCGGAACCGACUGAUCUGAUGCAGAUGUUGCUGGAUAGCCGAAAACAGCUUGAGGAGCUUCGGAAGAAGUACCAGUGAUAAUUCUCGUGAUGGGAUGUUCUCGUGUUCAGUGGGAAACAGUGUACAUAUGUGAUUCAUUUUACAUUGUUGUCCUUGUGUGUGGCAUCAAGCUGCCCUGUACAAGCAUGGAGAGAUGUGCUGGUACAGGUUGCCUGCGUUCUACAGGCACUGCAUUUCUAAUACACUCAUCCUCAACUGUACAUUUUUGCUGUUUCAUACACUGCAUACUACAAGUUUUGAACUCUUGCUUGUACAUACUUCAACCAUGUUACCAUGCUAUUCCAGACACGUACCUCUCACCUGUUUAGUUAAAGACCAAGUAUAGAUUUUUUUCUUUUCACUUUAUUGGUUCUUUUUUUUUGUUUUUGUUUUUUAAUUACUAUGCUGUGUGAACAUGGAAACGAUGUAUGCCUGUUCCGUCGACUGUUUUGACUCAUUCUGGCACGCAUUUGGUCCCCAGAAAGAGCGCACUUGCAGUGGAAGGAGUACCCCCCAAUACAGUGAUGAACCAGGAAUGGGGAGAUAGAGCAUAAGAAACAGCAAAGACUUCUAAAAUCAUUAUAACCCCAGUUUUAGAAUGUAUCACCAACCUGCCCGGAUUUUAACCUUGUUUCAGAGAAGACUUGACUGAUCGCCGUCACCGUGUAUAACGCGUGUUGUCGAGGUGAUUGCUACAUAUUCCCAGCCAGCGAUGAUCCUAUCCGAUGGAUGAGCACUUUGGAGAAUUCCUGUGAACGACCGUGGAGAAAUAGCACCACAGCAACUAGUCGACUGCAUUUCGGAAAGGACGGCUAAGCACCCCCCUUUGCUAUGUCACUGCUGGGUAAUAUUAUAUUUCUGUGAAUGUUAUUACCUCGAAGUGCUUGCUGUUGCAAAACGCACCUACCAGAUAUCUGAGUUGUCGAUUUUCGGUUAUUGCAACGUGGUUAGUGUGGCAUAAUGGGUGCGGUGUAGCAUGGUCGUGUGCGGUUAUUUGGGGGGGGGGGGGGUUGAAUCCCCCAAAGCAUCCCCACUCACUACACCCCUACCUCAGUAUGGUACGCCUAUCCCGAAUUCUGGCCAUAGCAGGCUCGUGCGACAAAAAAAAUAAAAGAAAGAAAACGCAUGUAGUGAAGUUUCAACUGACCCUCACAUUAAACUUAUGCAUCAUCAUGAGUAUCAUUGGGUGUUUGACUAUUAUGGAAGUUCAGUAAUGGCUUUGAACGUAAUGGUUUUUUUCUACUCAAAGGUUUAAUGGUAGAACAAGAGCUACUGGCUAUACUAAUAGGUUGCAGAAAAGAUGUGACAAGAAAAAAAUUAGGCCCAACCAAAAGGCAGGCUAUAAUGUGCAAAGAUAUGGAGCGCCUACUUUUUUAUAUUGUGUCAUAUCAAAUUAAAUUAUUCAGCUGUCCUGUGUGACUGUUGCACAAGCAGUUUCAUUUUUAAGGAUUCCCUUGAGCUGUUUUGUCUUUGCCAUCUCGUAGUAUGAUGGAUGAGAAAGGGCAUGUAUUAGGAUACGCAAGUCAGAAAUGAGUGAAGUUAUCUCUGUCUGUUAUUAACAUAUAGAAUGUAGAAGGUGUUUCCGAACCAUGUUAAAAAAUUGUAAAUAAAAUGCAUGCUACAGAAGAAUACACAUGAUUUUUCUGUAGCGUAUGUGUGUUCUUUUUUACAAU